Molecule: messenger RNA, 2795 nt
Organism: Phlebotomus papatasi
Lineage: Eukaryota; Metazoa; Arthropoda; Insecta; Diptera; Psychodidae
Product: neuropeptides capa receptor
Exons: 12
Coding region: 746-2422 (558 amino acids)
Biological process (GO): neuropeptide signaling pathway
Cellular component (GO): plasma membrane
Molecular function (GO): neuromedin U receptor activity
Source: RefSeq, a predicted model, not a curated record
UGCGAAACAUCACAGUUCAGUCUGUGUUCGGGUACUGAAAUGUACACUUUGUCCAGCUCCUACGACCCUUAACAACGAAGUCAAGAGCACUAAUAUUUGAUUUCUUGCGGUAACUGGCAAGAGAGCACCAAGAUAUUGAUGUAGUUCAAGUGUGCAAGAUUAUCUAGUGGUUUUCACCUCAAGUUAAUUACUCUGCGGGAUCAACUUGAUGUGACUGUUAAAGGAAAGUGAAUGGCAAGGAAAAUCUCGUUGAGGAUAAUGUGUGAAUUUGUGAUAUAACAAGCGAAAGUGUGGAAAUGGUAUAUCUAUGAGAGUGCAGGAAUAAUUAAUCUCAAUGGCAAAUAUUAAGGGAAUGAUGUGAGAAGAUGAAAAUGCGAAGAUAUGGUUGGAUCUUCUCCCAACGACAAACUCAAUUUAUUUUCAAUCUCGAGUUGAAUUAUGAGACAAUACAGCAGCUGCACGCACUAUAGUGAUGCUAUUAACAUCAGGAAAUGCACCAUCAAUCUAGUUUAAUCAUAAAAUAGUAGUGAAAAGAAAGUAGUGAAAGAGACACUAGCUAAUGUGAGGAAGAAUAAAAAAAAAGUUUUGUGCUACAUAGCAAACCUAAUAGCUUGGAGUGAAAGUGUGAAAAGGACAUGUGAAGUGAUACGAAGAGUGGUAUUGUGGCAUAAGGGUUAAACAUCAUCUUGAUUAAAUUCCAUCGCAAACGAGUUGUUAGAAGAGUUCCACUAGUUGAUGGAAAAAAAUGAUGCUAAACCAAGGGCACUUCUUUGACAAUUUCUCAAAUAACUCCAUACCGUUGGAUGUAGCCACACUUAAUAGCAAUUCCAAUGUGACGCUAUCUACACUCUGGAGUGACAAUAUACUCGUCAACUACAGCAAUAAUGACAAUACAUCUCAAUUUCCAAUUGUCUACGGUAGCAGGAACCAGGAAUUGUCACCAUGUGAUCCGGAAAAUCUCUUAUUCAACUGCACUGUCGACGAAUACCUCCAGUAUGUACGUGGACCAAAAACUUUACCACUGGUCACAGCACUUAUGGUCAGCAUUCUAUUCAUCGCGAUUUUCGUCACAGGAGUAAUAGGAAAUGUGAUUGUCUGUGUCGUCAUUGUGAGACAUUCAUCAAUGCACACCGCAACCAAUUACUACUUAUUUAGUUUAGCGGUUUCAGACCUUAUAUUCCUGCUAGUAGGUCUUCCAUUCGAAAUGAGUAUAGUAUGGCAUCAGUAUCCAUAUCAAUUAGGAAUUGUUUUCUGCAAAUUGCGAGCAUUUGUUUCGGAAGCAUCGACAUAUGUAUCAGUCCUGACGAUAGUGGCUUUCACUAUGGAGCGCUUUCUGGCCAUCUGUCAUCCCCUUCACUUGUACACAAUGAGCGGUUUCAAGCGGGCGGUUCGAAUCAUCGGGGCUUUGUGGGUGGUUAGCUUUCUCAGUGCUGUGCCUUUUGGAAUAUUCACCAAAAUCCAUUACAUCUCGUAUCCGGCUGACAACAGUACCAUCGAGGAUUCUGCAUUCUGUGCCAUGCUCGACAAUCCAGAAGGCUUCCCACUUUGGGAGCUGUCGACAUGCAUCUUCUUCGUCGUACCCAUGGCCGUUAUUGUGGUGCUCUACACGAGAAUAGGGCUCAGGAUACGCUCACGGACCCGUCACACUGUUGCUCUUGGUGUUCAACAGGGAUCAGUGCACAAUGAAUCCAGACAGAUCCAAUCACGGAAAGCAAUCAUCCGAAUGCUAGCCGCUGUCGUCAUUACUUUCUUCGUGUGUUGGGUCCCAUUCCAUGCGCAAAGAUUAUUGUGGUUGUACGGUCGCAACUGGGAUUAUUUAGGAAUCGUGAAUGAGUGGCUGUUUUUAUCCGGCGGAGUUCUCUACUACAUUUCAUGCACAAUAAAUCCAAUUUUAUACAAUGUGAUGUCACAUCGCUACCGCAUCGCAUUCAAAGAGACUCUUUGUGGCCGGAAGACGAGCUAUUUUCACAACAACGGAUUUUCCACGGACCAGUCUAGCUUCAGGGAAACCACAAUUGUAGGCGGAUGCGAAAGUUCUCAUUUAAUCCGUGUGAGGUCUCUAAUGCCCUCCAAGAGAUACUCACGGUACAAGGAAUCAAGAAAGAGAUUUGCUAGCAGUGUCAAAUGGAAGGAGAGACUGGAUGUAGGUGAAGCAAUUAAGGAGGAGAAGAACGCCUCUGAGCUGAGCCAAAAGUCCGAUGUGGUUGUGGUUAUUGGAAACAGUAUCAAUGGUCGACCAAAGUGUUACGCAACAUCGACCUCUAAAGCACAAAAGAGUGAUUCAGUGGAGGGCGGAGGAAUUGCCGAUGGAGUCGAAAGAGCCACACCAUCGGGUCAACCGCUCAUCUCCACAUCAAACGGAAGUCACAGGAAUUGCGACAGGGACACCAUCUCAUCAGACAAAGACGAAACGCGUAUUUAAUAAAUCAUUCAUUAGGAACCACCAACACACAAAACUCGGUGUUUUCCCGGCCCAUCAACUAUGCCGGCCUCAAGGAAUAUCAUGUACAUAGCUCAGUGUACAACAGUCCCCAAAUAUCUCAUCAACUGAAGAAAAUAUCUUUCUUCAGUACUUCCGCUCAAAAGACCCCGAGAGAUGUCUUAUCUCGGAAUUUCUUUAUAAAAGAUAAUAUAUGUAUAACUUUGUAUAAUGAUUCAGAAAGAAAAGCCACUAGGAAGCACCAUGUAAUUGAAUUAAACGUAAUGAAUUUAAUUUUGUGAUUCAAACUGUGAGAUUUUAUUGAAAAAGUUGAUAUAUGAAAGAAAAAUAAAAUAUAAAAUGAUAAAAAAAGAAA